AUGACACAAAUUCAGCCUUUUAUGACGAAAAUUACUCUUCUUCUCUGCCUCACAGCAUUCUUUCAAUUCCAUUUUACUUCCUCGAAACCAAUUGGGUUUAGCCUAAAACUCAUUCCUAGAGACUCCCCAAAUUCUCCUCUCUAUCAAGGAAAUCUCACUAAACAUGAAAGAAUGCAAAGGUUGAUCAACAUCACUCAAGCCAAGGCUCACUACCUGCAAUAUAAAUCAUCACCGAAUUCCUCAAUCGUCCUCGAAAACAUUCGUUUUACUAUGAUCCGCGACAUUUUCUACUUCGCAGUGCAUGUAAGCAUAGGGAAUCCAAUCUGGCAAGGUUACCUGCUUAUGGACACUGGUGGUGGCCUAAUUUGGACCCAAUGUGAGCCGUGUAUAAGCUGUUUCCAUUUAGAAUAUGACAAUGACGAUCCCAGGGCUUCAAGUAGUUAUUCAAGGCUGCCUUGCGAUCACCCUCUUUGUCAAGCAGGUCUCUACCAAUGUGUCAAUGGCCAAUGCAUCUACGAAGUAACUUAUGGUGGUGGAGAUCAUGAUGAAGAUGUCCGGGGGCUAACCCAAGGUUAUGCCACCUUGGAAACAUUUAAAUUUAAUACAAUGCGAGGAGGCGAUCCGGUGUUCAUUAAUGACAUAAUCUUUGGUUGCUCUAAUGACAACCAAGGCUUUAGGUUUGGAGCUGAUGAUAAUAUUGCCGGGGUCAUGGGAAUGAGCAUGUCACUGGAUUCGUUAGUGAGCCAAUUGAGUGAUAGAAUAGAGAAAAAAUUCUCCUACUGCUUGCCUUCCAUGCUUGAUGAAAUAGAGAAUGACAUUCUUCUAAAUUUUGGCAGUGACAUCCCUAUACCUCAAAAUCUUCAGAGCACCCCAUUUGUAACACCAGCAUGGGCUAAUCCUUACUUCUACUUGAAUCUACUAGAUAUAAGUGUUGGACAGGAUCGGAUUGGAUUUCCACCGGGAACUUUUCAAGUUAGCCAUGAUGGGACUCAGGGAUUCUUUAUUGAUUCCGGAUUUCCUAUUACCACAUUGAACCAAAAUGCUUAUGGAACCAAUGUUUAUUUGGAGGUGAUGAACAAAUUUCAGGCUCAUUACGAUUCUCACAAGCUCGAAAGGUCGAGUGAUUCUCCUCAUGGGUUUGAACUUUGUUAUGAACAACCGCAUGAUUUUCAUGAUUUCUUGACGAUGACAUAUCAUUUUGAACGGUUUGCUGAAUAUGUUGUGCACUCGAAUGAUGCACAUUUUUUCGAUGAGUUAUAUGAUAUCUUCUGCGUGGCAAUACUACCGGGAAGUGGACCGUCGAUAUUAGGAGCUUUUCAUCAACAGAAUAAGAGGAUUAUUUAUAACUUGAAUGAUAACGUUCUACAAUUUGUCACUGAGACUUGUCCGUUUUAA
This is a messenger RNA of Ziziphus jujuba (common jujube), 1395 nucleotides long. Its product is annotated as aspartic proteinase nepenthesin-2. NCBI's taxonomy places the organism in Eukaryota, Viridiplantae, Streptophyta, Magnoliopsida, Rosales, Rhamnaceae. Gene Ontology annotation, cellular component: extracellular region. The record is from RefSeq and is a predicted model, not a curated record. Bases 1 to 1395 code for a protein of 464 amino acids. The transcript has a single exon.